Leguminivora glycinivorella is the source of this 1260-nucleotide messenger RNA. RefSeq names its product transcription initiation factor IIA subunit 2. Bases 322 to 648 code for a protein of 108 amino acids. The transcript is spliced from 4 exons. NCBI's taxonomy places the organism in Eukaryota, Metazoa, Arthropoda, Insecta, Lepidoptera, Tortricidae. Gene Ontology annotation, molecular function: TBP-class protein binding; RNA polymerase II general transcription initiation factor activity. The record is from RefSeq and is a predicted model, not a curated record. Gene Ontology annotation, biological process: transcription initiation at RNA polymerase II promoter; RNA polymerase II preinitiation complex assembly. Gene Ontology annotation, cellular component: transcription factor TFIIA complex.
CGUCACUGCACCGCAAGGACCUGGUAAGGACUGACAACGUUGCGGUCCAUGGACCGCAGUGCGUUGUGUAAGAAUUCUCUUAGCAACGUCGCCUCUAGUACGUAGUACAUAUACCUCAAUGCUUUGCAUAGAGGCAUUAUUUUGUGGUAUAUGAACGUAUCCUUGAAUUAAAAAAAUCUGUGGUUUGCGUAUUUUUCUUUCAAUUUCAUUUUCAAUAAUUUCAAUCGUUUCUCUAUCAUAGAGGCAAUGAAAUUAAUUUUAUCCCUUUGAAAAUCUACCAUUAUUUGAAGAACUUGUUGCGUAUUAAGUUUAAAUUACACAAUGUCAUAUCAACUCUAUAGAAACACUACUAUCGGAAACACAUUACAAGAAAGCCUUGACGAAUUAAUUCAGUAUGGACAAAUAACACCGGCUUUAGCAGUGAAAGUGCUAUUGCAAUUUGAUAAAUCUAUAAAUCAAGCUUUAUCGAACAGGGUGAAAUCUAGAUUAACCUUUAAAGCCGGAAAAUUAAACACGUACAGGUUUUGUGACAAUGUGUGGACCUUUAUGUUGAAUGAUGUGGAAUUCCGGGAAGUGCAAGAGGUUGCUAAAGUAGACAAAGUCAAAAUUGUAGCUUGUGAUGGCAAAAAUGUCGAGGACAGGAGAUAAUAUUAGUAUCUCAUAGUGCUGGAUGGUGUUACAAUUUCAAUAAUCAUCUCAAAAUAUUUUUAUAAGGCGCUAGAUUUGAACAUGAAUUCAAGUAAGCAUCAGUAUAAAUUGUAUUUAUAAAUGAAGUACUCAACGCCUAAUUGGAUUUAGGGUUUUUGUUUCAAUUUGAUUUGUUGUGGUCUAUGAGUACGAGGUUAGGUCUUUAAAAAGCGAUGUUGUGUCAAAAUUAAGGAUAGGAAUUUCCUCUGCUUAAUAUUUAAAGACAACUUUAUUCAUUUUUUUUUACUCUAGCAUAAUUUUAUUAUAUUCUUAAUUCUUUAGAGCCUAAUUUUUAUUUGUGAUUGUUCAAGAAUGCAUUGCUAUAUUUCCGUUAAAAUUAUUCAUUAUAUUUAAUUAUUAUCAUAGCAUUUUCUUAAAUUAAAUUAAUGUCAUACUGGUGUAUUUGUGAUUUCUUUAAAUAGACUGCGGUAUAACCAGACCGAUACAACCUUCAAUAAAAGAGAGUACACCCAUCUUAAAGGCCGGCAAGACACCUCCCAUACUUCUGGUGUUUUGGGUGUCCAUGGGCAGCAGUAAUCGGUUACGAUCAGGUGACCUGUCUGCUCGUUUGCC